Molecule: messenger RNA, 1325 nt
Organism: Hordeum vulgare subsp. vulgare (domesticated barley)
Lineage: Eukaryota; Viridiplantae; Streptophyta; Magnoliopsida; Poales; Poaceae
Product: protein STAR1-like
Exons: 3
Coding region: 292-1113 (273 amino acids)
Biological process (GO): phosphate ion transmembrane transport
Cellular component (GO): membrane
Molecular function (GO): ATP hydrolysis activity; phosphate transmembrane transporter activity; ATP binding
Source: RefSeq, a predicted model, not a curated record
CUUACCUACCGUGGCAUCGUGGGCUAGUUUUCUAUGAACUCUAGUGAUGCAAUGCAGGCGUCGAAAGCCGCCGCUGCCCACCUCGCUUGCACUUGCAGAGGAGCCUCCAAUUAUUUUUCUUUUAGUAGAAAGGAACGUGAUUCCCACCGGGCGCGCACUCUCCUCUUCCUUGCGCUGUGAGAUCUUCUCCACUGCACCUGCACGCACGAUCCAGUUCCGAUUCCAGUUCCGAUGGGCUCAUCUUCAGCCUUCUUGUUCUUGUAUACAUAUGGUUGAUCCAUCGAUCGAUCGAUGUAUGUCGUGCCAAACGGAGCACGUACAGAUGACGGUGCCAUGAGGCAGCAUCUGCUGGGCGUGGGCGUGGGCGUGGACGUGGACGGCCUCGCCGGCGCCGGGCCCAAGAUACGGGUGCGCGGGCUGACGCUGCGGCCGCCGGGGCCGAACGGCGAGCCGACCGUGGCCGGGUCGGACCUGGACGUGCCGCGCGGGGUGGUGAUGGGCGUCAUCGGCCCCAGCGGCAGCGGCAAGUCCACGCUGCUCCGCGCGCUCAACCGGCUCUGGGAGCCCGCCCCCGGCGCCGUCGCCCUCGACGGCGCCGACAUCCGCGGCCUCGACGUCCUCGCGCUCCGCCGCAGGGUCGGCAUGCUCUUCCAGCUCCCCGCCAUGUUCCACGGAACGGUGGCGGACAACGUGAGGUACGGGCCGCGGCUGCGCGGCGAGACGCUGAGCGACGCGCAGGUGAAGGAGCUGCUGAGCAUGUCGGACCUGGACCACGGCCUGGCGUCCAGGCCGGCGUCGGAGCUGUCGGUCGGGCAGGCGCAGCGCGUGGCCCUGGCGCGCACCCUGGCCAACGGCCCGGAGGUGCUGCUGCUGGACGAGCCGACGAGCGCGCUGGACCCGAUAUCGACGCAGAACAUCGAGGAGGCCAUCGUGCGGCUCAAGAAGGAGAGGGGGCUCACCACGGUCAUCGUCUCGCACAGCGUCAGGCAGAUCCAGCGGAUCGCCGACCUGGUGUGCCUCGUCGUCGACGGCGUGGUCGUGGAGGUGCUCCCGCCGUCCGACCUGUCCCAGGCCAAGCAUCCCAUGGCGCGCCGCUUCCUGGAGCUCAGCUGAAUGCUUGCUUGCUUGUUUGACUUUGGUCGCUGCAAUCUUGCUUAAUUCGGGGGGAAAAAGGUACAUUGUUCAGUGUUUCGACCUUGCUUAAUUCGGAAAUGUCGCUGCAAUCUCGCUACCACGACCAACCCAUAAAUGUGGUGUUUUUUUUUUUAUUAAGAGAUGACAUUUUAUUAUUAUUAUUUAGAGGAUGGCAUAUUUUUUACUUUUAA